GUAUGAGACUAGCAGGCAACGGCCCUCCGGAGGUGGCACUGGUGGCAGUGGUGUUGGCGGCCUUUCAGGAUUGUGUCCAAAACUGGCCACAUCCACGACCAACGCAGGAAGUAGCGGUCAAAGUAAUAUCUCUUUGGGCCACCACUUAGCCCCUUCGGACAGUUCGAUGUCGAACUCGUCUCAAAAGAGUGGUCGACGUCAGCGAAAAGUUACUAUUAAUUCCCAGCCAACUUCUUGUGGUGGUAAUUCCAUCGACAGGAAGUUAAGGUUUAAUCGAGUGGAAAAUGGUUCACAGUCACCACCGACGUCGGUAACAAAAAACGGAAUCUCAUCGAAUUCGCAGUCGACGAGGCAAAAGAAUAACACCCUGGAUCCUGUUGAAAAAAAUUCUUUCGUAUCAUCCUGUGAUCAUGAAAAUAAUCACAAUUUUAGUGAUGCAGAGGAGGCAAUUGAUGCUACGGAAAAUCGUUCGAGGAUGUCAGGCUCCAGCACGCCUUUCACUCCAGUGGUAAAGAAUAACCCUAGAAAAGUAAGUAAAGAGGAAAAGACUGCACACAAAACUAUGCACUCGGCGAAUCCCGAGUCGAAAGAGGAUUGCGAUGGUAGCAGCCGUAAGCUAGCGUCAGAUCAAUCGCGGGACGGGCACACUUCGACAGAGGACAUUAUCCAGAGUUUCGAUGCGCCCGUUUCUACGAAAAAGAAGCCAAACGCGGACGACAUUGUGUCAGUUCGCGAAAAUAAACGGAAAGCCUCCGUUUACGCUCUAGUUAACUUCGAUACUAAUAAGUGUAGUAGUGCCAAUAGAAGAUCAAAUUUUAAACAAGAUAAUUCUAAUGACAGUUCUCAGAAGGAUUCGGAUGUUGUUUUAGAAAUUCCUCGUAGUAAUCAAAAUGAUCAAAGCGAAUCGAACGAAAGUAGUACGCCGUCAACUUCGAGAAAAACGUCAAGUUCCGAGUUCAAAUGUAAAAAAGUAUCGACAGAUGUAAUGGACUCAAACAAGAGUAGUGAGAGCAUUUUAGAAAAUAACGAUAAUAUAAAUAGCGAACAAAUGAAAAAUUCUCGAUUUAUAACGUCCAGCGUGAUGGGCGAAUCGAUAGACUUAGAGAGUAAGGAAUUCCGAGAUGAGUGUGAGAAGAGUAGCGAGGUUGAGGGAGAAGUGACCAUAUACGACGAUGAUAAUGGCACGAGCAUCAGUGACAUAGUCGCGACCCAGGCGCUUCACGAAUCUCUUAGCAAAAUGGGUAAGGUGCCGCCGCCGGGUCCCGAAAUUCAGAUUGAGGAGAUAAAAGAUAUGCCAAAAACAGAGGAUGAAGCUAGUUCAAAGGUCGCUGUGGUGCACGAUGAAACAGUCGAGGGAUUCAUUGGGCCACUUUUAGAUGAGAAUUUCAAAGUCGACGAAAAAUUAGAGCAAAAGACAAUGGCAAUAGAUGACAUGAGAAAUUUAUUGGUUAAAGCUACAGUCGAAGACGACGACGACGAGGAGAAAGCUGUGGAGAUUUCUCCAGACCAAAGGUUUUUGAAAUUUGAGGAGGAGAUAGGCCGCGGUAGUUUCAAAACUGUUUAUAAAGGCCUAGAUACACAGACUGGCGUUGCCGUCGCCUGGUGUGAAUUACAGGAGAAAAAACUAAACAAAGUAGAAAGACUGAGGUUUCGAGAAGAAGCUGAAAUGUUGAAGGGGUUGCAGCAUCCAAAUAUAGUUAGAUUUUAUGACUACUGGGAGGUGACACUCACGAGACGAAAAUAUAUUGUUUUAGUAACAGAACUCAUGACUUCUGGCACUUUGAAGACAUAUUUGCGGAGAUUCAAAAAAAUAAUACCCAAACUUGUGAAAUCUUGGUGUCGGCAAAUAUUAAAAGGUCUCGCGUUUCUUCAUUCGAGAUCGCCACCAAUCAUACAUCGUGACUUAAAAUGCGAUAAUAUUUUUAUUACCGGACCAACGGGCUGUGUGAAAAUUGGCGAUCUUGGUCUAGCGACUCUUAAAAAUCGCAGUUUCGCCAAGAGUGUUAUUGGUACGCCGGAAUUCAUGGCACCAGAAAUGUACGAAGAGCACUACGACGAGUCAGUUGACGUUUAUGCUUUUGGUAUGUGCAUGCUUGAAAUGGCUACUAGCGAGUAUCCAUAUUCUGAAUGUACUGGUCCCGCACAAAUCUACAAGCGAGUCGUUUCGGGUGUUAAGCCUCAGAGUUAUGAUAAAGUAGAGAACCCAGAAGUGCGUGAGAUAAUCGAAAUGUGCAUACGACUGAAGAAAGAGGAGAGGCCGUUGGUGAAGGAUCUUCUGAAUCACGAAUUUUUCGCAGAUGAUGUAGGUCUGAAGUUAGAGAUGGUAUCGCGUGAUACUGCAGUGGCUGAGGCCGAGUUAUCGCGUGUAGAGUUUCGCUUGCGAGUAUUAGAUCCAAAAAAGCGCAGCAAUAAGCACAAAGAAAAUGAAGCGAUUCAAUUUGAUUUUGACAUCGAAGGUGAUGAUGCAGAGGAAGUGGCAUCCGAAAUGGCCAAAUCGAGCCUUAUUCUAGAAGAAGACGCUAAAACUGUAGCUAAGAUGUUGAAAUCACAAAUUGUAGCUUUGAAGAAGGAAAGAGAAGAGAGAAAGGUGAAGGAAGAGAAAGAAAGAAAAUUAAAAGAGGAAAAGGAAAGGCAUGAUGCAGAGGCUAAUGCUGCUAACGAGCUUUUACUGCAACAAAUGCAAGCUCAACAGCAUCAACAACAACAACAGCAGCAGCAGCAGCAACAGACUCAGCAGGUUCAGUCCGGUAUUAGUAUUCAACAAGUGCAAAACACUGUGCAAAUUCAACAUAGCCUGCAGCCACAGUCAGUGCAAAUGGUACAGCAGCAGCCAAUGUUGCAGCAGCAGCAGCAAACGUCGGUAAUGCAACCACAGCAAGCUCAGCAAAUUCAACAGAUGAAUCAGUCACAACAACAACAGCAGCAGCAGCAGCAGCAACAACAACAACAACAACAAUCUCAGCAGCAGGUUCAAUAUCAGCAACAGCAGCAGUACCAGCAACUCACUCAAGUGGCCCAAACAUUAAGUGCUAACUCAUCUCAGUGUUCCACUCCACAGGCUGUUCCUACUCAAUCGCCUUUUCCUCAAGUAACUCAACAACAGUUGCAGCAGCAGUACAUGCAGCUGAAACAAAUGGGUAUUGCUCAACAGUUGUCACAUCCUCAGCAGCAAAUACAAAUACCGCAAAUACAGCAAACUAUUCAGUAUACGCAAACGCAAGUGCAACAUGUUCAGCAAAUACACCAGAAUCCUAUCUCCGGUUCGCCUGCCGUUUCCAAUAUCCAAGGUCAGCAGUUUUACCAUCAGGGUGCUGCCACAAUGACAGCUUAUCCGACUUCCCAAAUGUAUUCGCCGAAUGUGUCGCAACAAAUGUUUCAUGGAUACUCAACGGGCUCUACCGGCGGACACAUAGAUGUUUUGUCGAAUCAGCAACCCCAGCAAGUCUAUGCUACGCAUCCUAAUCAAGCGACGAACAACUCUGUUGCCACUUCAAUCGGUUACAUGCAGCCAAUGCCCGUACAGGUUUCGUUGCCCCAACAAGCUGCUAGUGUGCCAAAUUCUAUUACUGGGACUCCACCUGUCCAAACGAUACAGACGUCAACAAUGCCUCAAACAAUUCAAUCAACUCCGGCUCUGCUCACAAAUGGAACUCAUCAAUCUCAACCGCAACAGAAUAUUGUCAUGCAAAUGCAGUAUCCACAAGGGGCUAACGUGGUGACUUCUGCAAAUCAAAUAACCCAAAAUUUAAAUCUAGUCUCGCAAGGAUCAAAUACACAGCCACAACAACAACAACCUAUGCAAAUGCAAUCACAACAAGCAUCUGCCCAACACCAAAUGCCUAUGCAGCAGCAAGCACAAAUUCAGCAGCAGGUCAUGUCUCAACAACAACAGGCACCGAUGCAGCAGCAGACCAUGCCUCCACCGCAACAGGCAUCAAUGUCGCAGCAGACUAUACCUCAACAACAACAGCAACAACAGGCACCGAUACAGCAGCAAGCCAUGCCUCAACAGCAGGUAUCGAUGCAGCAGCAGGCCUUGCCCCAACAACAACAACAACAACAGCAGGCACCGAUGCAGCAGCAGGCCAUGCCUCAACAACAGGCGCCGAUGCAGCAUCAUACCAUGUCCCAACAACAACAACAGCAUGCACAGAUGCAGCAGCAGACUAUGCCUCAACAACAACAAGCACCGAUGCAGCAGCAGGCCAUGCCGCAGCAGCAAUUGCCUCUGCAGCAGCACAUACAAAUGCAUCAGCAAUCACCUAUUCAGCAACAAAAUUUUCAACAAAAUACAGAGAAUAUAAUACAUCAGCAGCCACAUAUUCAGAAACAAGCGUCUCUGCAACAACAAAAUUUCCAACAAAAUACAGAAACUAUAAUGCAUCAGCAGCAGCAGUCUUCUAUGCAGCAACAAAAUUUUCAACAAAAUGCAGAAACUAUAAUACAUCAGCAGCCACCCAUUCAGCAACAGCCUUCUCUUCAGCAACACAGUUUUCAACAAAACGCAGAGGCUAUGAUGCAUCAGCAGCCACCUAUUCAACAACAAAAUUUCCAACACAAUACAGAGGCUAUGAUGCAUCAGCAGCAACCUAUUCAGCAACAACCUUCUCUUCAACAACAAAAUUUCCAGCAAAAUGCAGAAAACAUGAUGCAUCAGCAGCCAACUAUUCAGCAACAAUCUUCUCUUCAACAACAAAAUUUCCAGCAAAAUGCAGAGAAUAUGAUGCAUCAGCAGCAACCUAUUCAGCAACAACCAUCUCUUCAGCAACAAAAUUUUCAACAAAAUACAGAGAGUAUGUUGCAGCAGCAGACGAUGCCUCAACAACAGAUUAUACCUCAACAGCCUCAGCAAUUACCGUUGCAGCAGCACGUGCAAGUGCAUCAACAGUCACCUAUUCAGCAACAGCCUUCUCUUCAACAACACAGUUUUCAACAAAAUACAGAGACUAUUAUAGUAGAAAGGACUGUUAUAAAGCAAGAAUCGUUUGAGCCUCAAGUACCAAAUACAGUACCACUGGAAAAUGUCGUCAACAUUUUACAGGAAAAUCACAUAUUGUCCAACUAUAUACCUGGAGCAGUAGAUGGUUACUCAUCUGAAGUGGCUGAAAGUUCAGUAACCAUGGCUGCAACAGAAAAGGCUAAAGUCAAACGAUCUGGUACAAAACGAAAGAAACCAGGAAUCAAAUUAACAGUUCUUUCGGUCAGUGACGUGGAAGGACAAGUUGUAUCUGUUGAAUGUCAGCUGGAUACCAGUAAGCAAAAAACCGUCACUUUCAAAUUCGAUCGAGACGACAUGGUGCCGGCCGAUAUAGCCAACAAUUUGGUGGCUAAGAAUUUGCUACCACAAUCUCAGCGUGAAACUUUCAUUGAUCUGAUAGAAGACAUUGUGAGGCAGUUGCGACUUGAUCCAUCCUUGAGUCUGCCUCUAGUCGCUCACGGACCUCCGGAUCAAUCUGCUGGUGGCAGUCCUGUCACGAGCCGUAGACCGCGAGAACGUGAUCAUAGUCUCGAUACUUCGAAGCAGGUGAGACAUGGCUCGCUAACGCGGCAAAGCAGCCACCGCUCCUCGUACAAAAUUCAUCGUAGGCACCGCUCGAGAGAUGACACUUCAAAUGCGUCUCCGCCAACAAAAAUGCUGCCAAUAGACCAGAUAAUCUCGCAAAUUACGAACUCCGGGCUUACAGAAAAACAACAGCCACCGCAAGCGGUUACAACUCCAACAUCGACGCAUCCAGCUGAAGUACCUCAACCACCACCUCCAAGUGUGUCGGAGUCAACCGAAGUAUCAAGACGUUCUUCUACCUCAACACAGAAUACGACAGACACUUUGACACCAACAAAUCCUAUCGACGUGUUGGACAAUCACGAGAGUCUGACCUCUGCCACAUCGGCUGCAACUGUUGUUGAAGAUGAGAUUCAAGAGGUUAAAACUGAUACGACCGUUGUAGAUCCAUUGCAGGAGACUCCCUCAAGCCAGUCACAGGAAAUUAGUGUUACAGCUCAGAUAGAUGAAACAAUCUCUUCAGCAGAUACUGCAAAGGAAGACACUAGCCAAAAUCAACAAAAUUCUCAUGAUGAUAGUGUAUGUAAGGAUAUGGAUGAUGCAUCCACGAAAUUGGACAUGCCACCAAUGCGGAAAAUUUCGCGGUUCCUCGUUAGUCCCGUAGUAGAGCAGAGAUCUGUUGUCUCUGGAGGUGAAACUACUAUUCAACACGAGGUUGUCGAGCAACCAACUGUGAUAUCACAGCACAACGCUGUCAGUUCUGAAACUUCUGUGAUUGUUAGUGGCAUUGAUCAAGCUGCUAAGAUGUCGAUUGAGGAAAUAGAUACUGGGCAGCUCCAACAGACAGCGGUUCAGCAGCAACAGUACCAAGCGAUGCAGGUGGUUCAGAAUGCCAGUCAGAUUCAGAUUGAUGCAAGCCAAGUACAGCAACUAGCUACCACUCAAGUGCAGCAGGUAGCUACUCAAGUCACCUCCGUCAAUUAUCCGAGCCAAAUGACACAAUCUCAAGAAAUGGAUUCGAUGAUGCAAAAUCAACCAAGUAUCCCUGCUGCCGAUGUUCAGCAAAUUAUCACUACGGUGCCAGUAGCAGUACAGAGUCAAAGAAUCAUUCAGCAGCAGGUCGUAGUGCAGGCACAGCAGGAAAUUUUAUCGCAAUCUCAAAUGCAGCAGACUAAUGUUCAAGCUUCGAUCCAGCAUCUUCAGUCAAAUAAUGACGAAAGAUACCGCAAAAUAUCAAAUAUAUCGAGCAACUCGAACGUUUCGACUGACUCCCAGCAGUCUGAUCCAUCCAGCACGACAAUCGUGCCAAACCAACAAGUGCAACAAGUAUACACGUCUCAGCAGCAGGAAAUAAUUCCUAAUGGUAUUGUCGCACCUACCGGACUCGUUGAUAUGUCUCAGCAAAUGUCGCAACAAACGCUCGUACAUCCUACAGUUGUGCAAACAAUGGUUGCUCCACUACCAGCUUCGUGCACCCCUAUUCCUGCUCAAGCUGCAGUCGUAACGACAGAAACCGUACCAAAGAUCAAAGCAAAGGAGGUGUCGUCAACUUUGCCAGACCUCGCACAGAAUCUUGCCAACAUUUUGUCCAAUCCAAAGUCCAAGUCAACCCAUAUGACCAGUCAAGGUCACGAAGCGAUUCCUAAUCCGGCAAUAAUACAGCAGACAUUGCAUUCGGAACAAUUCUUUCAGCCCAUACAGCCAGAGGUUUGUUUGCAGAGCUUGCAAAUUCAGCAGCAGCAGGUUCAGCAAAAUGUGCAACAGGUAAUAAGAAAGUUGCACCAUCUAGGAAAUACGUAUUGGGUAAUUCAAAACCAACCAGUUUUCACAUCAAACAUUCCAACACAAGCUCAAGUAAUCCAGCAGUCAGGAUUAGUCCAGACCGUGCCUCAAGCCAGUAUAUCGCAUCCUAUGGAUCCUCAACUCCAGCCGCAAAUGGUUCAUAACCAUCAGCCUAGUAUGCACCCUUCGGGUACAAUUCAAGGCCAGUGGGUCGUUCCUUCUUAUGGAACAGCACUACCUGGACAAAACGUCAUUCAAAUGCAACCUGUUCAGCACGUCCAGCUAAUUCAGAAUCAAGCAACCAUGCAACACCACAUGCAAAUGCCCGUCCAGAUGCAGCCUCCACCCACUCAAAUGCUAAUACAACAAAACAUGCCUGAACAUGUAGAUCACGUGAAAAUUGUGGAACUACAUAAUUUACAACUGCAAUUUCCAGAACAAAAACAAAUCACGCCUGGUUCAGCUAAAGUGGACAGUGACGUGAAUUCCGAGUCCAAUGUUAGUAGGCGUACGAGUUCUGAUUGUCAAGUGCUUUCCUCGGAGAACGAGUACUCGAGUCACGAUAUAACUCCAGAACAUACGCUCGUCGAGUCAUCGCAGGAGACUGCUAAUUAUCAGCAAAGAUUGAUGCGUGAACAACAUCGGAAGCUAAGCCAUCAGAAUUCUCUGGACAAGCAGCAACAGCAGCAACCUCCUUUGGAAAGCAUUUAUACUAGUGUGCCAGGAGGACCGCAAACGAUAGCCGAUCUGCAGCAGAAAUUGGUUCAGCUAACUUGUCACCCGUCAGAGUUGAAUGUGAGUACGCCACCAAUCAGUCACCCGGUGACACCUCAGGCAUAUCAAGGUGGUUUGCAAGAUUCACACAUGCAUAGCUUGCAACAAAAGCUCAGCACUGUACCUGGUGUUCCGGUAACUAACUUCCAUUCGUUGGUUCCCUUAUCGCCUCAGUCUACAAUCCAUUCUGGUUGCUCCAUUAAUACUGGAGACACCAAUAACGGGAUUGAUGGUUCUGCGGUCGGGACAGCGGCGGAACAGGCUAUGCUCUACAACACAUUUUCACAAAAUAGCACCAUCGAUCUCGAUAGUCCAACACCACCGGCAGUCAGCAGUCAAACUAGCCAAGAGAUGGCAAGUCCGAGCAAAGAAAAUGCCAAGACUCGUGCAUUGAGGCCUGGCUCUCGACUGCUGGAACUUGAGCACGAGCUUGCUAAGAUUCACCAAAAGUCAACGAAUGUGAUAGCAACGUCAUCGACCGCAAGUGUUAUGAACGUCCCAGUUGCUACAGUAUACUCCAGUCAGACGCAGAACGCACUAUAUCAGCAGCAACAACAACAAUCUCAAACGCUGAUCUCAGCUGGUGGUGUUCCUCUGGUUAGUAGCGUGCCAGUGGCUACUGUUGCGCCUAGUGUUGUCACUCCACUUGCUAAUAAUGAAACCUCGAUUCAGUAUGAUCAUCAAGAAUCACCAGUUACAUCUACCGAGCGUAUCACACUUCAACAACCUGCGAGAAAAAUUUCGAGGUUCAUGGUAUCAAAAGUGGCUGGUCCACCUGCAAGUGAAGCGUCGACUUCGCAAAGUCACAGUACAGACGAUAACAAAACUAUCGAGAACAGGUCGAGUGCAGUCGCACAUCAUACUGAUGAGCAUUUAGUUGGUACAACACCAAUGCAAAUGUUACAUAGUCGAGAAAGUUCUGUUCCGCCAAUUCAAAACUCCAUUUCACAUAGCUCAUCAUCUACAGAGCAAUAUGAUAAAGAGGAAAGAUUCCCAUCAUUAACACCAAGUGAAGAAUAUCAGCUUCUGAUUAAACGGCAAACAAUGGAACUCGAAACCCUACAGAGGAGACAUCGGGAAGAGUUAGAACGUUUUCAGCAGCAUCAAUUGCAAUUACUGAUACAACGGCAACAGCAGGCUACCGCAUUUCAACACCCGAUGCUCUAUCAUACCAUAACAGGGCAAACACGACUGCCGGGCCUGGAGGACUACAUAAUGUUCAGUCCGGCAACGCAGACUCCGAUGCAGCGAAAAAUGAGUUAUUCCCCGGACACCGAGGAGACGUUGCGGCUGGCUACGCAGAAGCUGAAGCAGCCGACGGCUGGGGUGCAGGGAUCCGGUGGGCCCUCGGCUACGAUACCCCAUGCAUACGUCAUACCUGUGCCAAUAGUGCCUUCGGAUAAUCUUCAGAACAUCUCGACUGCUAGUGAGAUGCCUGACCCAGCAGCAGUAGCUGGCAUGCUCGGCUCAACGAAUGGCCCGACGACACCCCAGAUCAUCGGGCAGCAGCCGCAGUAUCAGUUUAUUCCAACGACACUGCCGGACUCCAACACGCAAGGAAGCUCGGCGGGUACUCUAGUCACAAGUGCGUUAACCGCCAGUACAGCGGGCUCGAGCGGCUAUAUAACCUACCACGAGCCAGCACUGCAAACCUUCAGUUACGCGUCACCUGGGGGUUUCUUCCUGCCUGCGGGCUACCGGCUGAUUUAUGCGCCGACACAGUCAAACUCGAUGGCUCCGACGACAUCGACCGUACCGACACCCCAGAUACAGCCAACGACCCCAGCUACGCCUCAGAUGGGUGGUCACGAUGGCACGCCGCCAGGUGAACCUCAGCACUACGAGGCUGCGGCUGGUUCGCAACAGCCCGAGUAGAAAGGCAGGAAAAUUGUAAUAUAUGUAACGCUCCAGUGUCAAAGAGAAUUUUCUCUUGUUUCUUGUAAAACAACACUCAAAUUAAAGUUUCAUAAACCGUAACUCUGUGUGUGUGCAAAAAAAAGCUCGUGAGUGCGUGGCGUGUAAUCUAUGUGUGUACGUAUUCGUCUGUUUCCCAUUCAUACGUCUGCUGCUGCAGUAAAGCAUCUGUGUGUGUAAGUUCCAGGUGCGCUUAGAGUUUUUAUAUGUCUGGUGAUAAAAAGAAGAAACAAAAUAACUAAAAAAUGAAAAAAAAAAUAUAUAUAGAAGAGAAGGAAUAAUCAGCCCUCUAUAAUAUGCGUUUUUUUGACAUUUGGUAUGCUGCACAUUUCGAUUGUGUAUCGGCCAACGUAAUGAAAUUUAUAAGAAAAUGAAUUUUUUUUGUUCUUAUAUUUAUUUGAUUUUUUUUUUUUUUUAAUAAAUUGCAAAAAAUAUAAUUAAUGAACUUGUCUUGAUGAAAUUUUUUUAUUAGAUUAAUUUUCGUGGGUAAUUUCAAAACUAAUUUGAAGUUAUAUGUCUGCCAUUGUUUACUUCCUUGAACUUGGAAAAACGCUUAUCGUUUUAACAUA
Copidosoma floridanum is the source of this 10542-nucleotide messenger RNA. RefSeq names its product Wnk kinase (gene Wnk). The record is from RefSeq and is a predicted model, not a curated record. NCBI's taxonomy places the organism in Eukaryota, Metazoa, Arthropoda, Insecta, Hymenoptera, Encyrtidae. Gene Ontology annotation, biological process: protein phosphorylation. Gene Ontology annotation, molecular function: protein serine/threonine kinase activity; ATP binding.